Bactrocera tryoni is the source of this 1093-nucleotide messenger RNA. RefSeq lists its product as uncharacterized. The record is from RefSeq and is a predicted model, not a curated record. The transcript has 2 exons. Bases 279 to 920 code for a protein of 213 amino acids. NCBI's taxonomy places the organism in Eukaryota, Metazoa, Arthropoda, Insecta, Diptera, Tephritidae.
GAUAAAAAAACAAUUUUUUUUUUUGCUAUUUUGCUUUCGUUGCUUUUGGCCCAUUUUCAACAUAAUGCGCUGUGCUUUGCGAUUGCAGGCAGUUAGACCCACAGCCUUUUUGGUAUUAGUAUUGCCACACAGUUACAUUUUUUUCAAAUUUACGCAUGUAAAGCGAAGCGUUUGCGGGGAUAUUGACGUGGAAAAAGGAUUUUGGUUUAUUCAAAGGAUAAUGUUAAUGGUUUACACUGGUCUGCUGUGCUGUGAGUAUACAUAGUGCCGCACGAGGGAUGUCACCGACGACUUUGGGCAGCGUCAUCUGUUACAACGGCAACUAUGAGGGCGAUCUCAGCAUGUUCGGCAGCAAGCCAACACUGCAGGCGCUGACACAGCAACGCCGCCUGGAGCUGGUGGAAACCGAUUCGGACACCGAGUACCGACGCGAAUUGGAAGCUUAUCAACCGCCACAGCGUAGUAAUGCGCACCAAGGUAGUGGCAUUGAGCGACAACUGCGACGGCUGCUCAUCUACUAUGGCGAUCGUUUAUUGAGCCCCAAGCGACGCCAACAAGCCACAGCAUUCACGAGCAGCAUCUAUAAGAGUUCAUAUUAUCAGCGCACAAGCGAAUUGCUGUACCGAGCCUGCGCCUGGACGCUGUGGCUGUUGCGACUGAUGCUCUUCACUCUGCUCCGUUGCACCAACAGCAGCUUUGGUUGUUGGCGUAGUUGUAUUUUGAUGCGGAAUACAGCACGCCGCGUGCUCUGGUGGAUGACAUUGGCGAAGUGUGGCGAUGUGAAACUCUUCGUGAUGAUAUUGCUCGGCACACCGCUCGUAUUCGUCAUCGGCGUGGUGGGCCUGCUGCUCUCCGUCUAUUGUGCGCUGCGUGAAUGUUUUAGUAAUGCAAAUUUUCUACGCCGAUUUCAUGUCACCUGAAUAACACACACACACACAUACCGCCCCACCAUAUAGCGAGAUAUAUUUUUGAGGAUUUUCAAGGCGUUGCUAAACUUGCCAGAAAGGAUAUUAAUUAUUGAUGAGCGAAAUUCCAUGUGCCUCUGUCUUAAAGCGCACUCUACAACAAAAAGAUAUAUUUCUAUAUAUAUUUA